AUGGUGGCAACCUCUGCUCGCAGCCCAAUUCUUCCCACCCUCUCCUGGAGCCACUUCCAUAUAUACCUCCAGCAGCGCGAUUCCACAGCCGCCCCUCACCUCAUUCCCCACCAUUGCACACAAAGCGUUGACGAGAUGGUCAGGCUCACAGCGUGGCUCGCAGGCAGGCCGGUAGCGAUGCAGCUGCUGGUGUGUAUCGUGAUUGGCCUGCGCAUGGUCUCGGCCACCGUUCAGGCGUUCACCUGCAACCUCCGUCAGAACUCCACCGUCGCGCAAGCACAAGAACCCCACCAACUCAUGGCAAAUAGCUGGCAGCCGAUUCAGUAUGACAAGCAACCAUCCAAAGUGCAAUCUCGGGCUGUGAGGCAGCGGCCACAGCAGGUCGCGGCCGACUUUUCGGAGCAGAACCGAAACGUUCCCACCGCCGCGUCGCUCCACCAGCAGGACGAUGCACCGUCCAGCAGUCUUUCAACCGGGCCGUCGACGGGUUCAACCAGUUCAAGUCUCGGCAGCCCCAGCAAUACGGACUCCUUUAGCAACUCCAAUUUGGACUCGGAUGAUCUGGACCAAGACGGACCGAGCAGCACCAAUUCGACUUUGAGCGAUACGCCGCUUCCACUCGCACCGACACCAGCUUCAACGGCAUGGACCCCGCCCCCUACCUCUUCGAAUCUUCCCCCACCGAAUUUUCCUGCUCAACAAUUUGGCGGUGGCCAGACGAACUCUACCGCGUCCAAUCCACCGAAGAGUUCGAACACCACCUCGCAAGCACAUCCGAUUCAAGGACAGCAGCAAGGCGGACCCUCACGGUCGAUGUCGCAUACGCAGGGGAUUGUAGCGGGCGUGACGGUGCCUGUGGGCGUAGUCGCAUUGGGGCUGGUAGCCUUUCUGAUCCUGCACAAGCAGCGCCAGCGACAGGCGCAGUCGUCAGAAGCGCAACGCAAUGUUUCCGACCCCGAGCAGGGCCAGCCUCCCAACAGCACACCCGCGGAUGCAGCGACUCAGCAGACACUUGGCGAGGCUCACGGUGCGGCUGAGGAGACAGCCUCCGAGGCGUCUACGGUUGUGCCGCAUGUACUGAUCAACGAGCCCAUCGAAGAGCUGGAUGAAGAGCAUGCGGAUGUCGAGGUCGCUGUUGGGGGCUCGCCGCAGAGAGGAAGAUCGCCAGUCGGGGUGGCAUCGGAAGCAGAAGGCAGUAGGGGCGUUGUGGGUCGGCCAUCACCACCGCAAGGCCGAGCGCGUUCGCUCAAACGCAAGCCUCCGCCGCCACUCACCGCCUCGAUCGACGCAAUGCCCUCCCGACCAACGCCACUUCAGCAGGAUCAAAGUCGAGCCCACCUGGUUGCGGGGGGAGGAGCGGAUCUUGCUGCGGAACCAUCAUCGCCAUCUCUUGCCCGCUCAUUCCCCUCACCCUGCAUCGACUUUGGAGCUGCGUAUCGCACUGACAUUUGCGUCCGCAUACUACGACUCGAUGUAACGCACGCUGCUGGGCGGCAAGCUGCGCCAACCAUGACUUCGUCCUCUUCGCCAACCGCACCGUCUCUCUCCGCCUCUUCCACCUCGACCUCGUCAUCCCCACCACCUGCGCUCGAGUGGCUUCCCCGCUCCACUCCCCGCUACGCCUGCGCCGACUGUGGCGCGCAUCUCGCUCUUCAAGACGAGUUGAUUAGCAAGAGCUUUUCGGGGCGCGACGGCAAGGCCUACCUAUUCGCCUCUACGAUCAACACCGCUCUUGGCGCACAGGAGGAGCGGCACCUGCUCACGGGCAUGCACACCGUGUGCGAUCUCAGCUGCCGCGGCUGCGGCCGCACGCUCGGCUGGUUCUACCUCAAAGCGUGGGAGGCCUCGCAAAAGUACAAGGAGGGCAAGUGGAUCAUGGAAAAGGCGGGCCUGCACAAGAUCAACGCGUGGUGA
Moesziomyces antarcticus is the source of this 1914-nucleotide messenger RNA. RefSeq names its product yippee-domain-containing protein. The record is from RefSeq and is a predicted model, not a curated record. Bases 1 to 1914 code for a protein of 637 amino acids. NCBI's taxonomy places the organism in Eukaryota, Fungi, Basidiomycota, Ustilaginomycetes, Ustilaginales, Ustilaginaceae. The transcript is spliced from 3 exons.